AUGUCGGAGGACAAGAUCCUCUUUAGAAUCGAAUUAACGGUUAACUCGAAAAUUCAUUUCAAUCACGGAGAUCUAUCAAAUCCCCGUGGGCUGCAAGGACGAUUGAAAUCCGAGCGUUUGUGGUGCGAGUUGGCGAAAUUAUUGAACUGUAUUGACGGAGGAGUAAAUAAACCGACAGAAAAAUGGAAAAAGGUUUGGGCAGAUUGGAAGUCCAAAACAAAAAAAAAGGCCUCAGUAAUAAGGCGUCGAGCAAGUGGUACUGGUGGUGGGUCGAGUAGUCGUCAAACCCUCACCACAUUUGAGGAGAGGGUGUUGGCUACCAUGGGAAAAUUAGCUGUGGAGGAACAGCCAAGCAUUCAAGAACAAGGGUUUGCUGGGCCAUCACAACUCCUUUCAUCAAAGGUCAAGCAUAAAAAAGACAGAAUUUACUUUAAAAUUGCAACAUAUGAUGAAGCUGAGGCGACACCACCACUCACACGUACAACUCCGCCAUCUACUAGCCGGCAGCCAGCUCAAGCGUCUACCAGGUCGAGGGUGCAACAAGCUGCUCAGCCUGCACCUUCUACGACCAGUAGACAACCGUUACCAUCGGCUCUGCAGUGUGAGGUGACGGCUUCCCCCACGCGCUCAGUAUUAAGGGCGCGCAGGAGACGGACACUGACGCCAUUCGAUAGAGCGAUGAGGAAGUUCGUUGCCGUCGAACAACAACGUCUUCGGGUAGAGGAGAGGCGGGACAGGCAGCUCCAUGAGCGGGAGACCCAGAGGAUAGAGGUUGACCACGAGCGUAAUCAAAUAUUACGCUCGUUCGCAGACAUUGCACAAGCCUGCUUAGACCACUUCCGCAGUAGGCACAAUGCGGAGCAU
Messenger RNA from Iphiclides podalirius (scarce swallowtail), 864 nucleotides. The record is from the annotation of a GenBank genome assembly. Lineage: Eukaryota; Metazoa; Arthropoda; Insecta; Lepidoptera; Papilionidae.